Molecule: messenger RNA, 4470 nt
Organism: Zerene cesonia (dogface butterfly)
Lineage: Eukaryota; Metazoa; Arthropoda; Insecta; Lepidoptera; Pieridae
Product: kinesin heavy chain-like
Exons: 14
Coding region: 115-4164 (1349 amino acids)
Biological process (GO): mitotic spindle organization; microtubule-based movement
Molecular function (GO): ATP binding; microtubule binding; microtubule motor activity
Source: RefSeq, a predicted model, not a curated record
UUAGUUUGAAAAUAUUUUAAAGUUGUGCCGUUGGAGAUUAUUUCUUGUUUUAUUUAGUAAUAAUUAAGUCCAUUAGAUUAGCUAUUACUAAAAUUUAAUUCAUAUGUACUUAUCAUGUCCGAUCGAUUUUCUGAGAUAAAUCAAUCUAAACGAGAUGUGCCAUCUUUUAUUGAACCUAGGCCACCGCUUAUAUCAAAUCCGUUCAUGCGUCCCCGACCGCAGAAAGGAACAAAUCUAAUGGAUCUUUUCGAAGAGGAUUCAGAAUGUGAAGAGCCUGAAUUAGUACAAGUGUAUUUGCGAUUGAAACCAUGCAGUGCCCCGAGUAAUUUAUACGAAGUUCGUUCUGAUCGUUGCUUGAUAACAUCUCUCGACACCGCGACAGCUGGACAUGGCAGACGAACUCAACAUAAUGUAUCAAAAAUGUACACUUUUUCUCACAUAUUCAGAUCAGAAACUACACAAAAGGAAAUAUUUGAUCAUGUCGUUAAGGAUAAUUUAAAAAAACUACCUGAAGGCCGCAGCUUUACACUACUGACUUAUGGAGCAUCAGGUUCUGGCAAAACCUACACCCUCAUGGGGACAGUAGCGUCCCCAGGCUUGGUUCCCAGGUCCUUGGAAUAUGUCUUCAAACUUGUAGAUGUUGCUCAAGUACCCACUUAUAAGCCUGCUGAAGGUGGUGUCGAUCGACUUAAUUAUGCUGAGCAGGAGUAUGAGUUACAGUGGGUCAAGAGACUGAGAAAAGUCUCUGCUCCGUUAAGAGAUAAGUACAGAAGGAUGAGUGCUCAAUUAUCUUGUGAUCUAACUGUCAGCCAGCUAGAUCUAUCCGCUCAAACUAGACAUUAUGUGUGGGUAUCUUUCAUAGAGAUAUACAAUGAGGGGAUAUACGACUUGCUUGCGGCCAGAGAAAAAGGAAAUGCAACAAAACUUGUUAUUCGUGAGGAUUCUAGCGGAAAUGUAUAUGUAAAGGGAGCUACGCAAGCUUUCGUUCGUUCGGGCGAGGAAGCGUAUGACGUGAUGGUGGCCGGCAAGCAUCAGCUGCAAGUGGCCGCCACGGGUGUGCACGCGCAGUCGUCGCGGUCGCACUGCAUAUUCACUAUCACUAUGAUCACUGAGACAGAUGGCGCGUGCAGCAGCUCGUGCGUGCGGCUGUGCGACCUGGCGGGGUGCGAGCGCGCGCGGCGCACGCGCAACACGGGCGCGCGCAUGCAGGAGUCGCGCGCCAUCAACUCGUCGCUGCACGUGCUCGAGCGCUGCCUGCACACGCUGCGCCGCCGCCACCUCGCCGCCGCGCACACGCUCGUGCCAUACAGGGAGUCAAAGCUGACGCGCCUGUUGGGCGCCGGGCUGUCGGGCGCGCGCGGCGAGGCGGUGAGCAUGGUGGUGACGCUGAACCCGGCGCACGAGGACGCGCACGAGACGCGCCACGUGCUGCAGCUCGCCGCCGUCGCCAGGGACAUACAAAUAAACAAUACAAUAUCCGAGUAUCCGAGCUCGUUGGAGAGCAGCACUCAAGACACUACGAUUAGCUUCAAUUCGGACAUAAUGAAGUUGCGUUCCGAUAAUGAGAGACUGCACUUUGAAUUGAUUCAAGCACAAGCACGUUACAAGGAACUAAUGGGUUCCAUGGAGGAGAGACAGGCUGCCAGCGCUGAUACCAUGAGGGAGUUGGUGGAAGAAGCGAAGGAAAUGACGAAACAGUACUAUGAAGCUCAGCUGCUAGCGUUGAGGGCUGAGAUGGAGGAGAUGGCAGAGGAAUAUGAAAAUAAACUGAAUGAAUUAAGCAAGCAAUCAGUGAACAGCACUCCUUCUAGGGAUAAAAAGAUUACACAACUGAUGACGGAGAAUGCUAUUUUAGAAGAAAAACUGACAGCUGAAAGAUUAGCACGUGUCCGAGCUGAAGAAGAAGUGCAGCAUCUACGCGCCUGCAUAGAAGAGAGAGAUGAAAAAGAAGAGGAACUUGCAAGUGAAGAUGUUAUGUCAGUCACUGAAACAGAUAGCGAAACGGAAAUAGACGAUCCCUGCAACGAAAGUCUCGAACCGACUUUCAAGAAAGAAGAAAUAGAACGAUCUAGAAUAAUACGACAAAGUAUUAUGAGCGAUAAGCAAAGCGAAAGAAAUGGUUCUUUUAAUAGCAGUGAUAGCAAUGAUACUGUGCUAGAUACAUCCGAUGAUACAUUAAAAGACGAUAGUAAUAAUAGUGUUGACCUUGCAUUUACGGACAACGUUCUAGUUACAUGUAAGAAAGCUAGCAUACGUCACACAAUUGACAAAGUUCAAGAAAAUAUAAAUAGCGAACCAUCUUCAGAUAUGACAAUAGAAAAAGAAAUUGAACUUCAGGAAGAUUGUGAAAUUAAUGAACGAAAUAACGAUACCACAAAUGACAUAAGCAAAGAAUUAACCGCGGAGCAAUUACAAGACCUUGUUCCGGUAAAAGUGAAUCAAAAAGAAAGUUACUUCUUCAAAAAAGAAGAGAAUGUUAAUAUUGAGAAAAAAGAUCUACGCGGGACAUACUGCGUGUCCACGACCGAUAUUAGCGAUGUUUAUUUGGACGCAAAUGGAUCAGAUAAAGAGAAUAAUGAUAAUGUGAAUAAGAUCGUAGAUGAAAAAGAGGAUAUUGUUCCUGAAAUCAAAAUAGCUAAACACACAGAUACUGUAAAAGCGGAAUCAAUCGUUAACAAAAUAAUACAAAGAAACUCGAGCAAAAGUAACAAUUCUUUGACUCAAUUUGAACAAAUUGAAUUAGCUACAAAAUCAUGUAAUGACGUCAACAAGAAGGAAUCUAAGGAAUUUGUCAACAUAAAUAUAUCGAAAGAGAAAAAAGCAUUUUUUGAUACUGAUAACAAAGCAGACUAUAAACAUUCCGCUAAAUUAGAAAAUAGAAAAGACUAUUUUGCGGAAUCUUCAAAGGUUAAUGGAAAUCUUGACGAAUUAAAACGAAACGAUGAUUAUAGAUCUCCAUCUAUUGUAAAAGACGAAAUAAUAGGCGAAUACGAGCCUAGUAUGAUUAAAAAGCUUUUAGGAAAAAAUCUCGCUCACAUAGAUUUACCGUCUGCACAGAAAAAUACUUUACAUAAUUCAACUGAUUCUGUUGAUAUAUUCGAAUCGCCCCAUCCGACAACGAAAAACUUGGAGAAUGUGGAAUUGAUCCGAAAAUCAAUUGUAUUGACUGACAAUUUAAAUGUUGUUGAAAAAUCUGCUAAAGAAGUCAAUACUGCUACAGAAGAUAAAAAACAAUCACCUAAAGAAAUCAAACCACCAUUAAUAAAUUCAAAUGGAAUGGAAGAAAUUAGUAAGAAAAUUGUUAAAGAUAACGAAAGUCGUAUUCUUAAAAGCAAAAUAGCCAACGCUAUAAUAAAACUCGAAAAAGCUUCCCCGGAUAUUUUCAAACAACCCUUAACAUUGCUCAAGCAAAAACAACUAGAAUUCAAUCAAAAUAAAAUCGAUAGCCAAAAAGACGAAAAUCUUGAUCAAGACAUAAAGCCAAAAUCAGAACCUAAUCCUGAUUUAUCUCAAACUAUAACAAACACAACUGUAAAUAAUACAUUGGAAGAUUUCGAAAAUAUCUAUAAGGACAUUACAAUGCCGCGGGCGACUGAAUUCGAUCUGCUUGUCUCUCAAACAAACGAAAAAGAAAAAGAAUCAACGGAAACUGAAUUAAAAUACAACUUGCGUAAAAAAUCACAGCAAAGAACACGAAGAGAUCGCAAAGCGACUUCCAUUGAAGAAAAAAGUGACGUUAAAAAUGAUCGAGAAGAAAUAUUACUAGAGAGUCACGCGAAAUGCGAAAGUAAAAGACCGAAACGUAACUUAAGAUUGCGCAGAGUUAAGAAUUUCGAUCUGGAAGACACGGAACAAAAUAGAGAAGACAAAUUGAAGGAUAUAGUCAAUUUGCAAAGUGAAUUCUCGGAUGUCACAAUGGAUGUGCCGGCACCCAAUAAAGCAGUUAAUGAUAUUCCUUCGCCAGAAAAAGUAGACGAAAAUGUACCGCCCAUGUUGGGUAUUCAGAGCUGUCCUGCUAAAAGUAUCACUAGAAGUCGCAGGAAGUUGUUUACUCCACGUGCAGAACCGCUAGAUGAAAGUUUGUCACAAACUGGCGACAGUAAUGAGAGAAUACGCGUGCCCAGACCGUCGUACCAUAGACCUAGAGCAAGGAGAAAGUUGUAGAAAAUUGAAUUGUCUAUGUUGUUGUCUUCGAUUGAUUUUUAAAAUGAAAGCAGAAUGGAUGUUCACAUAUAUAUAGAUGGAUUUCAAAAGCAUUCACCUUAUUAUGACAUUGAUUUUUUUGUCGUUAAAAUAGAACCAGGAAAGUAAAUUGACAUCAAUCGUGAAUAUUACGAUUACAAUGCGCUCUGGCAGCCGCAAGAUUGUCGUGGUUUAAUAAUCAUAUAUAUUACAAAUAAUAUUAUGUCUUAUCAGUACACUGACUGAUCGGAAAUUGUGUAUAUUAUAAAAUUGACAUGUAAUUUUUUA